UGAAAUCCCAGCAUUCCGCGCCCGCCCAGUCCUUCCGGCCCGGGCGCCAUAACCAAGAAAAAUGGCAAUCAGGUAUCCUAUGGCAGUUGGCCUGCACAAAGGUCACCCCGUUACCAAGAAUGAGGCAGGCCCAAGGCAGAGCCGCAGACGAGGGCGCCUGACCAAGCAUACCAAGUUUGUCAGAGAUCUGAUCCGCGAGGUCUGUGGUUUUGCCCCUUAUGAAAAACGUGCAAUGGAAUUGCUGAAGGUCUCUAAAGAUAAGCGUGCACUCAAAUUCAUUAAAAAGAGGGUUGGAACCCAUAUUCGUGCCAAGAGGAAGAGAGAAGAACUCAGCAAUGUAUUGGCAGCAAUGAGAAAGGCAAGCAGCAAAGAAAGAUUAAUCUGUACUACAUUACCAAUAAAAUUCAUUUUUAAUGUUGACUUGUGAA
Messenger RNA from Pristis pectinata (smalltooth sawfish), 428 nucleotides. RefSeq names its product ribosomal protein L36 (gene rpl36). Bases 62 to 427 code for a protein of 121 amino acids. Gene Ontology annotation, biological process: cytoplasmic translation. Gene Ontology annotation, molecular function: structural constituent of ribosome. Gene Ontology annotation, cellular component: ribosome; cytosolic large ribosomal subunit. Lineage: Eukaryota; Metazoa; Chordata; Chondrichthyes; Rhinopristiformes; Pristidae. The transcript has 4 exons. The record is from RefSeq and is a predicted model, not a curated record.